Molecule: messenger RNA, 798 nt
Organism: Fonsecaea pedrosoi CBS 271.37
Lineage: Eukaryota; Fungi; Ascomycota; Eurotiomycetes; Chaetothyriales; Herpotrichiellaceae
Exons: 1
Coding region: 1-798 (265 amino acids)
Biological process (GO): lipid metabolic process
Molecular function (GO): oxidoreductase activity, acting on the CH-CH group of donors
Source: RefSeq, a predicted model, not a curated record
AUGGGCAAGACCUCGUCCAACUCUCGCCUGAGUCUUCCUGGUUGCUAUGCCUGGGCGGUUGCGGAACUGGUUGGGCCGAUCAAUCUGCUCUACAUUCUCUACAGUCUGCCAGAUCGAGUCCGGCCCCGGCCACAAGCUGCGACGAGCUUCUUAGGCACAGGCUUGCCUGCCCAGAACGAGAUAUUGGCGUGCUUGUAUCUCCUUCACUACGUUAACCGCGCCCUUGUCAGCCCGCUUUACCUGAACCCGAGCAUGUCGCCCAUCCAUCCGUUUGUUACGGCGUUCAUGGGUAUCUUUCAGUUUACGAACUCGACAAACAUUGGGUGCUGGCUUGUGUACUCGACACUGACUGCCAAUACCGAGAGUCACGCCGUCGUCUCUUUCAGUUCGGCUCUCGGGAUCCUGUUCUUUCUGCUGGGGUUAGCUGGCAAUAUCUGGGCAGAAACGACACUGUAUGAUCUACGACGUGGAGCUGCUAAGAGGAAAGCCAAGUCAGAGGGCAAAGCGACGGUUAGCUACGACAAGGUCUAUGUGAUUCCUCCCGCUCAAGGAGCUUUCAAGUAUAUCUUGCACCCACAUUACGUCCUUGAGUGGCUCGAAUGGACGGGUUACUGGUUGCUUGGAGGUGUAUGGGGAUUGGGAUGGGGCGGUGAGAGUGCCGCUCUCUGGUUUGUGAUCUGUGAGGUUGUGACAAUGCUUCCUCGAGCAGUGACUGGCCGACAAUGGUAUGAAGACAAGUUUGGCAAGCGAGCUGUCGGAGGGCGCGCGGGAGCAAUCCCUGGGCCUAUCAGGCUGUGA